This is a messenger RNA of Athene cunicularia (burrowing owl), 6633 nucleotides long. RefSeq names its product ferric chelate reductase 1 like (gene FRRS1L). Gene Ontology annotation, biological process: regulation of glutamate receptor signaling pathway. The record is from RefSeq and is a predicted model, not a curated record. NCBI's taxonomy places the organism in Eukaryota, Metazoa, Chordata, Aves, Strigiformes, Strigidae. Bases 143 to 808 code for a protein of 221 amino acids. The transcript has 5 exons.
GAGCGGAGGUCCGGGCUCCGGCCCUGUCCCGCCGAGGGCGACCGGCCGGCUGUGGGUCGUCGGCCGCGGUGCAAACCCCCCCCGUGAAAAGCUUUCCGGGAUGCUAAUUUGAAAAAGAGUCCUGGGUUUUGUGGCUUUCGAAAUGCUGUGUGAUGAUCUACGUGGUUACCCUUUCCCUACUGCUCCUCCUGUGGAUCCAUUUGCAAAAAUCAGAGUGGAUGACUGUGGAAAAACCAAGGGAUGCUUUAGGUACGGUAAACCUGGAUGCAAUGCAGAGACCUGUGACUACUUUCUAAGUUACCGUAGAAUAGGAGCUGAUGUUGAAUUCGAGUUGAGUGCUGAUACCGAUGGCUGGGUGGCGGUGGGAUUCUCCUCAGACAAGAAAAUGGGAGGAGAUGAUGUCAUGGCUUGUGUUCAUGAUGAUAAUGGAAGAGUCCGAAUACAGCAUUUCUAUAAUGUUGGUCAGUGGGCUAAAGAAAUCCAGAGAAAUCCUGCUAGAGAUGAAGAAGGGGUUUUUGAGAACAAUCGUGUAACAUGUCGAUUCAAGCGUCCUGUAUAUGUUCCCCGAGAGGAAACCAUCGUUGAUCUGCAUUUAAGUUGGUACUAUCUGUUUGCUUGGGGCCCAGCAAUUCAGGGUUCUAUAACUCGCCAUGAUAUAGACUCACCACCCGUAUCAGAGCGUGUUGUCAGUAUCUACAAGUAUGAAGAUAUUUUCAUGCCAUCAGCUGCCUAUCAGACCUUCUCUUCUCCAUUCUGCUUGCUCCUCAUUGUUGCACUGACCUUCUAUUUAUUGAUGGGAACCCCAUGACCGAUGGAAGAUAGCAAGAAUUUGUCAGCAGAAGUUCCUCAGGAUGGACAGCUAUACAGAUGGACGAUGCAUUUUUCUAUCAGAAUUUAUAUCUCACCACCAUCCUCAUCUAGCUGCUUUUGAACAUAGUUAGCUUCUCAGGAGCAUGCAAUAACCAUCUCCUUUGAGUGGCAGAGUGGUGACAAAUCAUUUAAGAAUAAUCAGUGAACACAUAGGAGAAUAUUUUCAGUGUUGUGACUACUUGCUUAAAGAAAAGGAAACUUUUGUAAAAUCAAUGUGUGUGCGUGUGGGUGUGUAUGUGUGGGAGGAGUGUCUGUAUGCGUGUUUAGGCAAAUUUAGUGAUGGACUUCUGGUCAGAUAACAGAAUUGACUUCCAAAUUGCUCCCAAAAGGCAAAUUUGGGAAAAUGUUAUAAUGCUGUUUGGUACUUCUGGAGCAGACAGCACAACUCCAAGUGCAGUUUCUGAACUUAAGAUCUGGAUACCGACACGGCAGUAUAAAACCUGCCCUUCAGUAAUGGACAGUUCUCUCUUUUUUUUUUUUUCAUAUUUACCAAGGUUUACUUGCUCCGGUACUUUCCAAAACUAAACUUGCAUAAUCAAGCAUUAACAUGAUUUUUUUUUUAAUGGAAAAGAGGUGAUGAAUGUCUACAAUAAUAGUGUCUCAAGAGCUUUCUUGAAAGAAAUGGCUACUUCUUUUAUAAGUGAGAUACAAAGUUAUUUAAACCAGGGGAAGGGAGAAUACAGUAAUGUAAACUCUACAUGCAUAGGAAAAACAGGUGUAAAACAUACAGAAUAUAGAAGUUCCCAAUAAGCCAUAGGAUGUCCUCCCAAUAGAUUAAAUCAAUUUUUCUCUUUUUAUGAAAAAACAAUAAUUUUGCUGACAUGUAAAUAUGUUUUUAAGCAGUUGUGUAGUAGUAUGAAGUAAUCGUGUUCUUCUGUGUUGUAUGCCUGUAUAUCCUGUUCAUGUUAAAGAUUAAUAUGGGCAGCUGAUGAUAACUUAAAAAGAAACAGAAAUAUAAUUAAUAUUAUUUGUAAGGAAAGAUAGGGAUUAAUAAGAAGAGCAGUAUCUUCUAAAUGUAAAAUUGCUAAAAUGUAGUUACUGUGAAAAAAGAUAAGCUGAAGAGGAAAUACAUUAGAUUUUUUUAUCACUAAUAAAUAUUUCAAAGAUGAAUGCUAAAUGUUACAGAAAUUGAAAGUGUCAAAAUGUAUUUACAAGCCACAGAAUAUUGUGAAAAACUUUGAGUUCUUGUGGAGACUUUCUGUUCUUCACAUGACUGGAAGUGUAUGACACAUGUUUACAUAUAGCAGUCAAAUGUGCAUAGAUAAGGUUGCUCAUUCACUUCCCAACUUGCAUUGAAAUUCUAUUUAAAUAGAAUUAAAAUUUAAAUUGUGCCAAAGUUCUAUCUAAUGUGGUAUGCUUGAGGACUCUGUAACAGGAUCUGGUAAAGUAUGUGAUGGACCUCCUUUCUAUUCUCAUUGCUGCAUAGAGUUCAAAAAGAUUAUCUAGCUUUGCAUCAUUAUUCUCAGACUGAAGUUUGUAGACUUAAUUUUUUUGGGCUCAGCAUUCUUCAAGCCUAUGCUUAAAGUAUAUGAAUUGGAUUGAAAAUUAAUUUCUCUCCAUCACAAACACUUUAUCCCUGUUUCAAAAGAAAGACUUCUUAGUAAUAUAUAUUUUCAUUGAUGUCUUUAAGUAUUUGUUCACUUAAAAUACUGGAGUAGAGUUCAGGAGAGGGAAGAGAAAUUCAGAAUGAAGUGAUCUUUAAAAGUGCAUAUAGUAACUUUAUUUGGCAUAAAUUAUUUCUCUCAAGUUGGAUAACCUACUGAGCAUCUGAUGAAGGAUAUAGUAGAGACAAUCUAAUAUGGAAGGUCUGUUUUGGUCUACAAUAGCUGUAAAAUUUAGCCUUAAGAUUGGCUGAAGCAGAUAGCUGAAGCCUGGAUGUUGAGUUUUAUAUUCAGCAACCAGGUGAAGUGAGGAAAUCAUUAGGACAAAUUCUUCUUGUUUGUGCUAAUUUGUAGGCAGCAGAGAUAGUGCAGUUCCUUCUCAGCUAUUUAAAGUAGCCUCAGGGUUGCUUUAGUUUAUGGCCUUAUAUUUACAUUUUUACUUUCAGGCAUUUACCUGCUUACCCACUAAAAGGCUAAUCUGAUAAUUUAAAAGUACUGAAAUAGGAUAGAAACCCAUUUUGGCUCCUCUUUCCUUCUUUAAUACAGUGCUGGAUUUAGGAUAGCCUGUCUGGACCUGAGCUCCAGAGGUAUGUUAAAGAGGACGAUCCCAAGGUAAAUGUACAACACCCAUAAAACUGCUUUCCACUUACCUGGAGUCAUACGUGUUUAAAGUUCAGACUCUAAAGCGACAGCAAAUUCAGAGUAGAGGCAGAGCUAUUUAAGGAUACGUCUGCCACAAAGUAUAAACUACUUCAAUCUUCAGCUGUACCUAUGUUCUCAAUUAGGGUAAAAAAAACCCUUUUUUUUUUUCAAUGUAUUUAUCAGUGUGUUGUCUGGUGUUUUUGUCAUCAUACUUUUCUCUUGUUGAAGUAUUAGCAGAAAUGUGCACUUCUAUAAAAACUUUCAACCAAGCUUCAAAGUAUUUAAUUAGCACUAAUUAAAUAUUUCUAAUCAAAUGGGAGGAAAUAAAAGGCCACAACAAGCAACAAAGCAAUCUGUUUUCUUCAGCAUUUUAACUGAUGACAGAGUUUAGCACUGAGCUUGUCUGAGAGUUGUUCUUCAGAGUGGAAAAAGCAGGAAACUGAGAUUUAAGUCAACAAACAAAGAAGGUAAAAGUCUUUAGAAAGUACUAGUCGGGAAGAAAUAUAAGAAAAAGGCCAUAAAAGAAAUGAAAGCACUUUAACUCAGUGGUAUUUAAUUUUGUAUGACACUUGGUAAGUCUUAACAUUUGAGUGGGCAUAGUAACUUGUCAUGGAAGGUAUUUUGGUUUUUUGUUUGGUUGGGUUUUUUUAACACUGAAAAGCAGGAUUGACCCCUGUUAUACAAAGUUACUACAAAAUAAUUUUCUUCAAAGUAGUUAAGUGAUUAUGGCAUCCAAAUAGAUUUUUUGAUUUUUCUAAUUAACAGGUACCAACACAAGCUAGAGGAAAAGGCCUCCUUUGGAAAAAGAGGCAGACAUUUACUUCUCUAAAUCAUUUUGGUUUCUUUAUGGUGCCUACUAGCAAGCAGCUGUUAACGAACACAGUUUCAAAAUGCUUUUAUUUUGAGAAUUACUUGCUGAAGAGUGACAUAUAGAGGCAUAGAAUUUCAAAAGUGCAUGUUUAGAGUAUGGUGUUAUGGAGUAUAGAGUAUUUAUAAUUUUAACUUUGAUUAUUAAUUAGAAAGAUAGGACUGGCAAAGCCCAUAAGGCAUUAAUUAAUGUCCUUGGAUACAUUAUUUCCAUGUAGGACAGAAUUCCGUUGUGACCAUUGGUUGUUACAUUAACCAUAUUAUCACCCUCUGCUCACUCUGUCCAUCUUAUUUAGAAUGUUUUAUACUUAAAGUUUGUAAGUUAGUUGGAAGAGAAAUCAGCUGCUUGUAUUUGUGACAGUGCCUAUUGCAUAGGGACCUUGUUUUGUGACUGUAGUGUCUGACUGGUACCCUGCUACAAAUAGUAAGCUAGACAUGACAUUAAUAAUAAUUAGAAAAGAGAGAAAAAUAAGUGGUGAGGAUAGACUUUUGAAAAGUAAUUUUUUUUCCUUUGCUAUAUAUAUAUAUUUAUGUUUAGGUGAGAUACUCUUAGAUGGUAAUUGAUUCCCCCCCAAGGAAAAAAAAAAAAAGCCUAGCUGAUUUGACUAUGUUUUUGGCUACGAGGUGAUGCUUUCUUCAAAAUUCUGUCAUUAUAAGGGAAAUACUUGGGUUUUGAAAGAGAACAUAUUGAAGAGAAAAGUUUGAAAUCCCUCUGUCGCCUUCUUGUCUUUCUUGAUUGGUUUUGUAAUACUUGGAUAGCAAGAAAUAAAACCACUUGUGGUUUCCCUAAUAUGAGGAAACACCACCCCCCCACACCCCCCCUGAUUGGGUUAAAAAUUGUGAAAGCUGUGUUUGUCACUGACGUUUCCAGUCUUUUAACACAGGGAUUAGAGAAUGACUGGAGCGUGGUGUACAUCAGCAAUCCCAGGCAGCAGUUUUGAAGCUCACUUGGGACACCAUAUCCUGGGUCUGAACCAAGAAGUAGAGCCCUGCAACUGCCUCCAUGUGCUCAAUGGCUACUGUGAAAUGGAAAUAACAAACAGCACAACCCAUCCUACAACAAAUCCCUUAAAUAUGCAGAUCUUCUUUUGCCAAACUGUGGAUGGUGUUCUUACUGUGAGUGUUAAUGUCUAGUCUUUCUCUGAAAAGUACCACACUCCUUGUCACUAGCCUAUGUCCUGUCCCCGUUUCCAUGGAUGCCUUAUGCUAUUUAGUUAGAUAGAUGAUCCUGAGAAGUCUUAGUCUAGCUGUGAAGAAGAGUUAGUGGGUAAGGAGGACUGACACACAGCUGUCUUCAUGAUUAUCCAGGUCACAAAUAGAAAUCUGUGUCAUUGAUGAUACUCCAGUCAUCUGUAACUAAAUGACUGAUGUAACUUUAAGAGAAGGUGCAGGUCUUCUUAUUUUUUGUCUGUCUUCUCUUUACUUUCUCAUCCAUCCAGUGCAUCAGACACUUAUAAAGAAACAAAUUUUUCUCUUUUUAGAGAAUAGACCAUCUGUCUGGUCUUUAUGGGUUCACUGGAAGUUUGUGCCAUGCCAUACUCUAGAGGCAGAAUUAAACCUUAUAUACAAACUUGAUAACUUUUAUCAGCAUUUAAAUUACAUUUUGACUCAUUGGUUUCCUUGGUAUGACACACUGAUGUGUAGCAGGUGUAUUUUUCCUGCCCUCCUCCCCCCUCCCUUCUUUUUUUUUUUUUUUUUUUUAACAUCUCCAAAUAGUUUCCCUAAAGAAAAAUAUUUGGUAAUAGCUUUAGGAGAAGGAAACAUGUACUUCACAGAAUUACAAAAGGUCUAAUAUCACUUAUUUUCAGAGAUACCCAUUGUGCUAGUAUUUUAUAUGAAGUAUAACUUUGUAUAGAUCCUUAGAUUUAUGAUAGAAGUAGAAACAUGUUUAAAUAUUAUAGUUGGUUUUGGUGCUUCAUGGAGCUGUGUAUGUGCAUAAUCUGCAUGAAUUGGCAUCCUCUGUUUGAACUCUGACUCCACAGUGUGUAAUGAACAGGCAAAGUGUCUGCUUGAAUGCUACACACUGAGGCAUUGGUGACCUCAGAUAGUUUGGGAUAGAAGAAUGGAGAGACUGGUAGUAAGGCUGGAUGACAAGGAAGGACUAAUGGUUUUGGCACUCUUCCUAUUUUUGUAUGUGUUUACAUGUGGUUGAGCACAUCUGGUACUUUUAUCACAAGCAAAUAUUAAUUGAUGUGAAUAGACGGAACAGUCUGACUUUAAGUCAACUUUAAUGCAUGUCCUAGCUGCAUAAGGGCUGAUGUGGGGACAAGGUGAGACUGUGCCUCAAGAUGUGUACUCCCCUGAUACUCCAAGGUAAGAGCUAGAGGCUUGAUCUUGCCUUUAGAGGUAUGAAAACCUGUCAGGACCCUGGAGACAGUAGUGACAGUUGGGUGCUGUGCAUUUACCUGCUCACUGGCCGUUUUACAAACUAUUGCUGCAGCAGCUGGAGUAUCAAAAAAUGGAGACUCUGCAUCCGUUCUCAAUAGUUUUCAUUGUACCUUGUCUAUUUCCCUAAUUAACAUUUCACUAUCUGUAUUUCUGUAGCAGUGUGUUAGGGCCUAAUGCAGCUCUCCCACAGCCUGACCAGCAUACAUAAUGGAUAGUUAACUGGGAGGUUUUAAAGAAAAUCUCAAUUUCCCAAAAUUAAUCAAAA